GUCAAAGACACCAUGCGACUUCUUGGAGUGGUCAGGGUGACCUCUUUACUUUCUUCAAGGUUGGGCAUUUCUGGUACUGGAGGCUCGAUUGUUGAAGAGUUCAAUGCUCAGAUGCGGGCGGUGUCUAAAAUAGCUUUGACCCGUAAAUCAAAUUUCUCUGUCUUUCUGGAGAUGAAUGGCUCUGAAGUGGUAGACAAUCUGAUGCAAGUGCUCUGGGGAAUUUUGGAGUCAGAGCCACUGGAUACACCUACUAUGAACAAUGUCGUGAUGUCCUCCGUUGAACUAAUCUAUAGCUAUGCAGAGUGUUUGGCAUCUCAAGGAAAGGAUACAGGGGUUCAUUCUGUGGCUCCUGCGGUUCAGCUACUGAAAGCACUUAUAUUGUUUCCCAAUGAGUCUGUACAAACAUCCAGCAGCUUGGCCAUAUCAUCAAGAUUACUUCAGGUUCCUUUCCCAAAGCAAACAAUCUUGACAACAGAUGAUUUGGUAGAUAAUGUUACAACUCCUUCGGUGCCUAUCAGAACAGCUGGUGGAAAUACGCAUGCCAUGAUUGAGGAGGACUCUAUAACUUCAUCUGUUCAAUACUGCUGUGAUGGCUGCUCCACCGUCCCUAUCCUGAGAAGAAGGUGGCACUGCACCGUUUGUCCAGAUUUUGAUUUAUGUGAGGCAUGCUAUGAAGUGUUAGAUGCAGAUCGUCUUCCACCACCACACACUCGAGAUCAUCCCAUGACUGCACUUCCAAUAGAAGUGGAAUCACUUGGUGCAGACACCAAUGAGAUUCAGUUCUCUGCGGAUGAAGU
Messenger RNA from Camelina sativa (false flax), 797 nucleotides. NCBI's taxonomy places the organism in Eukaryota, Viridiplantae, Streptophyta, Magnoliopsida, Brassicales, Brassicaceae. The record is from RefSeq and is a predicted model, not a curated record.